Penicillium angulare is the source of this 1302-nucleotide messenger RNA. RefSeq names its product transcription factor HAC1 (gene hacA). Gene Ontology annotation, molecular function: DNA-binding transcription factor activity, RNA polymerase II-specific. NCBI's taxonomy places the organism in Eukaryota, Fungi, Ascomycota, Eurotiomycetes, Eurotiales, Aspergillaceae. The transcript has 2 exons. The coding region runs from base 1 to 1302 and encodes 433 amino acids. Gene Ontology annotation, biological process: positive regulation of transcription by RNA polymerase II. The record is from RefSeq and is a predicted model, not a curated record.
AUGACGGAAACCACUAUCAAUCCGCUGGAUUUACCAGCGUCUCCUUCUUCGGACAUCUUCACGGUCUCCCCCGCAGACACAAAUCUGGACUCUCCGGAGCCGGAGACCCUUGACGAAGAGGAUGAGAAGAAGCCAUCAAAGAAGAGAAAGUCAUGGGGCCAGGAACUUCCAGUCCCGAAGACAAAUCUCCCUCCACGAAAACGUGCCAAGACAGAUGAUGAGAAAGAACAACGACGUAUCGAGCGAGUUCUCCGAAAUCGCGCCGCCGCUCAAACAUCACGCGAGCGCAAGAGACUCGAAAUGGAGAAGCUGGAGACUGAAAAGAUCCGCAUGGAACAACAAAAUCAGUUCCUGCUGUCACGAUUAACACAGAUGGAGGUCGAGAACAACCGGUUAUCAAAACAAGUAGCCCAGUUGUCCGCCGAAGUCCGUGGCUCUCGCAGUGUCACCCCCAAGGCUGGUUCCCCAGUCAAUGUCACCUCCGAAUCCCCCACUCUCACUCCUACCUUGUUCAAGCAAGAAGGGGGCGAUGAAUUCGCCAUGGAUCGUAUCCCGUUCCCUACCCCUUCCGCCGAGUUCUCCCCUACCCUCAAGCCUUCCACUCUGGCUGAAGCCUCCGACGCGACACAACAUCCUGCAGCGGUGUUGUGUGACCUGCAGUGUCGGUCGGUGGCCUCGAAGGAGCUGGAAGCGCCCUCCCUCUCUUCGACCUCGGAUCCGAGAUCGAAACUCCAACUGCAAAUGACAUUGCAGCUCCUCUUUCUGACGAUGACUUCCGCCGCCUAUUCAAGUGUGAUUCACCCGAUGAGUCAAAUCCUUCAUUCCCUGAAGACGGGUUUGCCUUUGGCGUUCUCGACGGAGGAGAUCUAUCAGCAUUUUCCUUUGAUUCUAUGGUUGAUUUCGGCCCCGAGUCUGUCGCCCUCGAAGGCGUCGACCCGACCAGUCUUUCGGAUGAAGCUUCUUACCAGACUACUAGCGUGCAGCCCAGCCUUGGCGCGUCCACUUCGCGAUGCGACGGGCAGAGCAUUGCAGCUAGCGGUUAGUGAGCAGUUUUCCCCGCAGACCGAGUCGAUCGACGCCCCGGAGGGUCGACCGCGGUGGGUAUCGUUGUUAACCUUGAUCUGGGCAAUCGAUCGUCUCGACCAAUCUCGACAACAAUCCCGACGGACAGUCACCAUGACUACGAAAUCCGGCCGGCGACGCAGUUACGGAAAGAGAAUUCAUCAACGGAGUACACGGAGUUCCUGGAGUUCGAAGACAAGCGAGACCAUGACGUCUCUGCUGAUGGGCAAGCAACUUUGA